AAAUAUUGAAUAUGCAUCUUUCUUUUUUUUAAUCAUCACCUAUUAUUAUAACAAGCAAAAAAUGAAGAUGAAUCAUGGAAAAGUUUCAAGUUUGUUGUUAUUCCUAAUAAUUUACAUAGGAGGAUCAAAUAGCCAAUUCACAACUUGGCCCGGCGGCCCUGCUGUUCCUCAUCCACUUUGUCUGUCUCAAUUUACACUUGUGAACAAUGCAUGUCAAUAUUUGCCAAUUACUCCUUUGCCUCCACCAGGACCUGCACCUGUAUCCUCUCCAGCACCCGCGCCUGCACCUGCACCUACACCUUCUACGAAUCUUGGGUAUAAUACACAAACUCCAGUAGAAGAGGAAUGUUGUAGGUGGAUGAAAGCUGUCGAUAGCGAAUGUGUUUGUUCUCUAUUGGCUCAUCUGCCUAUUUUCCUUUCUAGGCCAAUCCAUCAGUAUACUACUUUGGCUCAUGCAACUUGCAGUGUAACUUUCACGUGUGCUUCCUCCGCUAGGUUCCAACAAAAUGAUCAUCAGAAGUCACCACACUCUCCAUAACUACUACUAAUUACCUACUUUAUUUACAAUAAGUAAAGAUUUUUAGGAAGGGAUAUGGGCCUUUACUUAAUUAAAACUCCUAAAACUUUAAAUUAUGACUCAUUGUAUUGAGUAAUAAAUUGUAAUUGUCAUCAUUUGAAUAUUUUAAGUUACUCUAGUAACUACUUCAA
This is a messenger RNA of Solanum lycopersicum (tomato), 708 nucleotides long. The record is from RefSeq and is a predicted model, not a curated record. NCBI's taxonomy places the organism in Eukaryota, Viridiplantae, Streptophyta, Magnoliopsida, Solanales, Solanaceae.